AUGGCUUCCAGUAUCAACCCCACGAAAUCGCGUGAUCAGUAUAGAUUACACAACACUGCCUACUGCAUCAGAGUUAGUGCCCAUAUCUUCUCUUGGGAUUUACCAGAACCUCGUAUCCUUCUUAUCCAACGCGCUCUUUGCGAUACCAAACCUGGGUAUUGGGAGGUGCCCGCUGGGAGUGCCGAAGAACAAGACCAAACACCACGAGAUGCCUUAGAGCGAGAGGUUUUGGAAGAGACUGGGUUGCGGCUAUCCCGAAUUACUUAUACCCUCCGAACUCAGACCUGGACACGGUUGAAGGAACGCGAACACUAUAAAUGGGUUGGCCUUCCAUAUAUUAUUGAGGUCUCCGGACCCAAAACUUCCGAAUCACAUGUACAUAGCCAACAUGCGUCUGAGCCAGGACUGAAAUGGGAGGACGUCAUACAACUGAAUCCUGAGGAGCACCAAAAUUUUGUAUUGGCAACAGAGGAUGAGGUGCGAUGCGACAAGUAUAAGACGUUUGGAAAUCACAAGGAGACUAUCCUCGAAGCUUUUGCGACAGUGACAAAGAACUGCUCAGUCUAA
This is a messenger RNA of Aspergillus pseudotamarii, 567 nucleotides long. Its product is annotated as NUDIX hydrolase. Bases 1 to 567 code for a protein of 188 amino acids. NCBI's taxonomy places the organism in Eukaryota, Fungi, Ascomycota, Eurotiomycetes, Eurotiales, Aspergillaceae. The transcript is spliced from 2 exons. The record is from RefSeq and is a predicted model, not a curated record.